CCGUUUAGUAGGUAUGGUAUCCACACACACACAACACACUACACACGUAUCAACGUCUUGACAAUCGUCGAGCCUGUGUCGCUGAGCGACGUGGCUUUGGCUGUGUCACCUCCAGCCAAAGCCGCGCACACCACAGCCACCCAGGCGCGAACAACCGCCACGCUGCAUUGGGCUACAACCACGAUCAACCACAUCGGCAUGAUCCGAUCCACCAAUCAGACAGCCACACAGUGCAUAAAUGCCUCCCUCAAUCACAAGACCAACACAUACAAUAAAUGAUGGUCACAAAGACAGACCAUUUCUCUGCCAGCCUUCGUUGAUCGAUCAGCACCUGCCUGCCUGCCUAGCACGCGACAGGCUCGUAGCUCCCCACCAGCAUCUCGUCUUUGAGCUUAAGGGCCGUGUCGGCAUCAAACAGGUUCUCCACACACGCGAGGGCGAACUCCAGCGCGCUGCCGGGGCCCAUUGAUGUGAUCACCUACACAAACAGGUGACUGGUGGCUUGCCAUGUUGUGGUAUUCUCCUUCCCAGCUCGCACGUUGUUUGAGAUGACGACACGCGGCCCGUCCACUCUGUUGGUGAUCUCGAGGGCAGCGUUGGGGUACCCGGUGGCCUUCUCGCCUUCAAGGAGACCGUGGCUCUCGAGCACCACGGACGGAGCCGCGCAAAUGGCGCCGUACCUACAUACACACACACACACACACACAAAGUGAGUGUGCUUCGGUUGAUCUGUCGUGGUUGUGCGCACCAUUGUUUGGCCUGUCGCUGCUUCUUGAGCAUCUCAGUGAGCGUCGCACAGUCGCGAAGGUGGGUCGCGCCCGGCAUGCCACCUGACGAACAAGGCUAGUAAACUGAUGGAGUGUGCUGCGCGGGCAAGGCCGUCGUUUGCGGUGGCUUACCAGGCAGGAUGAUCAUGUCAAAAUCCUCAUCUGACCGACACACACACACGGCGCCGGGUGGCGUGCGUAUCCUGUCUGUCUGCUGACGGACCUUUGACGUCAUCUAUGUUGGAGUCUGCCUGUAUCUUGACCCCUCGCGACGCCGUAAUGACGCGGUCAUCUCGACCCAUCACAGAGCUGAAAGCCACCACAUCAAAGCACCUCGGCAGAACGCAACGCAUCCAUCGACAGUCUCCCAAGGACAUACCUGACAGUCACCUGCACAGAUGCAAGGAAGCGCACCCACCCAUGGUUGUCUGUCUGUGCAGGUGAGCAUGCCACUCACCUUGGCGCCGGCACGGACGAGUGUGUCGAUGAUGCAGACGGCCUCAAUCUCCUCACUCCCAUCAGCCACUGGCACAAGCACCCUGACGCUCCUUGAGCCGCCCGUCCCCGCCAUGAAGCAGACGCUGCGGCGUUGACGGUAGCUGGGCUGGGCCCUUCUCAAAUACAGGCCGAGUGGGUGGAAGAAGGCGGCCUCUGAAGUGCCGGCGCGGAAGGAUGGAUGGGAUGAUGCAGUGCGGACGGCAGUGAGCAAGACGGGCAGAAAGCACGGGAUCUUCACGUGCAUGUUCUGCAGACGUG
This is a messenger RNA of Vitrella brassicaformis, 1523 nucleotides long. The record is from the annotation of a GenBank genome assembly. NCBI's taxonomy places the organism in Eukaryota, Vitrellaceae.